This is a messenger RNA of Gongylonema pulchrum, 441 nucleotides long. NCBI's taxonomy places the organism in Eukaryota, Metazoa, Nematoda, Chromadorea, Rhabditida, Gongylonematidae. The record is from the annotation of a GenBank genome assembly.
AUGACACGGGUCUCUUCUACUCGUUUAAAAGAUCUACUCCGUGACAGUGAGCUGGAUUUCGAUGAUGAUGAUGAUAAUGAUGAUGACAACGAAAAUAAAAAAUUAUAUACAAUUGAGGAUCUACUGGGAACAGUGCAAAUGAGCGAAGAUGAGUUGCUGCAAGCACUUCAGCGCAUGCCUGUUAUUACUCUAAAUGGUUAUUUGCGCCUGCUGUCAGCUAAAUACCGCGAUCGGCUUGUUACCGAACUGGUUGACUAUUUGGACGAUGAUGAGGAGCCAGGCAUAAUUUUGGAAUCAGUUGAUGCUGUGUGUUUGGAAGAGGCCCUCAAGAAGAAUUUUCCAAGCCGAAAAAUCCCUUCGCAAGCAAUCGACUGGCUUAUUAAAGCUCACUGUGAUAUUGUUCUUGAUGGUAUUUUUCUUUCAUUUUUUUUUCGUUCUUAG